Messenger RNA from Pseudocercospora fijiensis CIRAD86, 861 nucleotides. RefSeq lists its product as uncharacterized. The record is from RefSeq and is a predicted model, not a curated record. The transcript has 11 exons. The coding region runs from base 1 to 861 and encodes 286 amino acids. NCBI's taxonomy places the organism in Eukaryota, Fungi, Ascomycota, Dothideomycetes, Mycosphaerellales, Mycosphaerellaceae.
AUGGCUAGCGCUCAAUUCAAGCAAUGCUGGUAUAGCGAGUUCAUCAAUUAUGCAGAGGGGUUUGCAUACUUAUGCCUCAUUCCCGCUAUGAAAGUUCAAAGCUCAUCCACUGAUGACCGCUUGAGCGGGUACGUCCGACAACCGUUCAAUGUAUUCCGCUGCGCCUUUCCACUGCUCUCAGCUGAACGACAUCGCGCUUCAUGGUCUGAAGCUUCGCCUCUCCUUCUCUCUGCUCGAGGCAAGAAUAUCACGGUCUUGAUCAUCAUUGCACAUCUGCUUAAGCCCGUUUCGACAACCAUGAAACAUCAGCUUAUCUUUCCCCUCCUGCUCGCCGCCGUCGCAGCCGUACCAGCAACUCUCGAAGCAAGUCCAAAUACCUGCACUCCAGCCUGCGGAUCAAAGACAGCCGCUUGCUGCAGCGGAGAUGCACCAUUUGGCGGCGUGAUCGCAUUCGAGGUUCGUAGCAGCUCUGAUGUCGGCUUUCACCUUCUCACGGAUAUUGCAGUGCAUUUGCCGGAACCCUGGGAUGGUGUAUUGCUGUUUGACUUUCUUUGUAAGUUUGAUCUAGAGGAGUACUUCGGGAAACGCUUGUUAUGGUUAUGGGACCUUGAUUGUAGUGAAGGCAACGGAAUGAGGGGGAGUAUAGCCAUUGCAAUGACUUCUAAAAAAGUCCGGAAUAUCAUAUUAAGCGUCAUACGUCGUGGCGUUUCGAGCAACCUACCCGCUUCUCAGACCAUUGGGACCAACAAUUGGGAAAAGAUGAAGUGGCCUGAUCUGUUGAAGCCCGCGGCAAAACCAGAAGCCGAUUUUAUUAUUAGUGGCCGUGAAUCAAGAGUGAUUGCUAAGGCCGUCUCGCUGUAA